Clunio marinus is the source of this 192-nucleotide messenger RNA. The record is from the annotation of a GenBank genome assembly. Lineage: Eukaryota; Metazoa; Arthropoda; Insecta; Diptera; Chironomidae.
AUGUUGGUUGGCAAUGGACUUGUUUUUAGAGAACUUGAAUAUUCAAAUUUAUUUAUCGAAACAUUUGCAUUUCUAGGCACGAGCGAAUUAAUCAAAGAGACUUUACUAAGUCCUGAAAUCAUUUAUGCUAAAGGCUCUAAAUAUAUUAGAAGUUUAUUGACGUCAUCGUCUUCAUUGUCGAGGAUUCUUUAG